AUGGACCAAGUGGGUGGUACCAAGUGGGGCACAAGUUCGCCCAGACACGUGGUGCGGGGAAGACCAAUCAGGCGCAGCUCCAGGUUUAACUAUGUUAAAUGUCAGAUUGCAAUAAACUAGAAGCUGUUGGUCGGGCCCGCGGAAAUGGGCGAGCAUAAUCUCCUUAAUCCAGGGUUUGUGGGACCUUUGGUAAACAUCCACACUGGAGACACGUUUUACUUUCCGAAUUUCAGAGCCUCAGGGGGACAACUGGCGGGGCUACCGUCUCUCUCCUACCCGAGAAGGGACAAUGUUUGCUCCCUCCCGUGGAACCCUUCGGAGCCGUGCAAUGGAUACUCUCAAUCCUACUUUAGCAGCCCCGUGUCUAUUAACCCUCCCUUCAAUCGGUCGUGUGAAAUUAGCAGACCGGAGGAGGGGAAAUGUUAUUACAACAACGGGAACGGGAGCAGGGAGACCUGUUCAGGUGGCAGCAGCCUGAAACGAGAGGACAGGGCGAGAGACACAACAUCCCUAACGUCUGACCACGGGAUGCACAAUGGAAUUGGCAGCAGCGCCACCUUCCCUAAAUAUGAUUAUGGAACCGAGCAGCUAACGCAAGAUCCGCCAUCAUGUCAGUCGAUGGAGUCCGAUUCCAGCUCGUCUCUGCUCAACGAAGGCAGCAAGCCUCCAUCUAGCGACGCACAGACCCUGGUGUCACCGGGAAGCCAUGCAAGCAACAUAGCCGCAGGCGGAGGUGCCCCGUGGUACCCGAUGCACACCCGGACCAGAAAGAAGCGCAAGCCUUAUUCCAAACUCCAGCUAGCCGAGCUGGAAGGCGAGUUCAUGCUGAACGAGUUCAUCACCAGGCAGCGGCGGAGGGAGCUCUCCGAUCGGCUGAACCUCAGCGACCAACAAGUCAAAAUCUGGUUCCAGAACCGCAGGAUGAAGAAGAAGAGACUCAUGCUGAGGGAGCAAGCUUUGGCCUACUUUUAGAGAUGCGGCAGAAGGUGAAUCGAUACAGGCAGUAAAAGCCAAGCCUUCUACGCUCCCCUAGGUCUUUUUUUCUGUGCAUGCACUCAUCUAUCCAUCUUUUACAUUGCAGUCUAUUAUUAUUACAUCCUUUCUGAUACGUUUUUAUCUUAAAAGGUGUCGGUUUUAAUCCCCUCUCAGAAAAAAGCUUAUCAGGUUUUCAAACACAUCAGAGAGCCAGGAUGUUUGGCUCAACCGCACAAAAAGCUGUGAAAAUAUGUCUUUGUAUCAUUGACCUAAAUGUAGGCCACACAAAACGUAUCACGGGCGAUCUCCUUACGGGAGAAAAUGAUCAAUAGAAUAAAAUAAGACUGGGGCAGAACUACUCAGUAAAAUGUCAGAAUAAACCUAAAAUAUCAGCGGAGUCGAAGCAACAAGCUGCGCGUAAUAAGAGUUCUUAUCUUUCUUGGUUCAAUUGUUUAUUAUAGGAGUACCUUCAUUUUAUAUUUUUUUCUUUAUCAUAUUUUUCUUGUGUGUGUGUGAGUACGCGUGUGCGCGUGCACGUUCACGGUCAUGGGCAGGAGACGUCUGGCACUCUGCAGGACUAAACCCGCAACGUGGUCCACCAAUAAGCUUGCGUUAAAGACUUUGCAUAGAAAAUUCAAUUACCAUGACUUUGCUCACGUGUUACAAAGUUUAAGUGUUUUGUUUUGCUCUUUCCAACUUGUUUUAACACCAAACCACUGAAUCCUGCAUGAUCUUCAGCUGAAUGAGGUCACCGUUUGAAAACGAGUCGGAGCUGCUAUUUGAAAGUCCUCAUCCUGGCUUUACCAGUGGGACAAAAUAUUGUUUUUCUACCAUAAACCCAAAAUGACCUGUAACAGUGUUGUUAUUUUAGGGCCAACUCGGUUAAAGCAGGAAAGUCACAUGACGUGUGGAUAAAGUUUUAGCCCCAAAGGAGCAUUUCAGGAACUUGUACUCACGAGGAAAUAAAAAUGUACAAAAUAAUUAAAUAAAAAAAUAAAAGUAAAAAAUAAAUAAAAAAUCCAAAUAAAAAGAGAAAAUAAAUCCUUACGGGCUUGACGAAAUAAAAACAAUAUUCCCUCGUAGAUUUUUUGAGGGUUAAUGCAGUGUAUAAUCUGAUAUGUAUUAUGAGUAAGCUAUAUGAAAUGUUUGCAGCAUGAUAUUGAUGUGACGCCAUGGCCACUUUUUUCCUCUGAGGGUGACUUUUUAUACUUUUUGUCUGAACGAAUCAGAAGCCAACAACGUUCAACAUCUAGACACAAACGUCUAUGAAGAAUGUAUUAUCAUUAAUAUUACUAUAAUAAUAAUUAAUAUUGUCGGUCAAAGGGACAUGGAGCCUGUUAGGCCUACUUAACGUACUUGAUCCUUGCCAUGUGCUCAGUGUUGUCCCCUCCUUGUCCUCGUGUAUAACUUUGUAAAAUGAAAUGACUUAUAGUAUUUGUAUCCUGUCCGAGGAUCCCUUAUUGCUAUGUAAUAGUGCUUUAUGUUAUUGAUCGUCUUGUACAUUAUCACAUUCCAUAUAUCAUAUUUGUGACUGUGAGAUUUGGAAGUGUAGGCCGGAUAUCCAGCCGAGGAGGAUUAAAAAAUAUGUUUUAUUUUUUCUUUUAUAAAUUUAUGACGCAUUCAUUUAAGAAAACUCUGUUUCGGUGUAAUAGUUGUCUCUUCUUGUUCUUUUACGUCGCCAACCCAUUAUGCAUUCCUUUCUCUGCUUGUAAGGAUUGCUAUUUUGUCUCGUAAAAGUAACGAUAUGAAUGUAUAUGCGUAAGGUCUUCAAUAAACAGAAUACUGAAAUGUU
Messenger RNA from Nothobranchius furzeri (turquoise killifish), 2767 nucleotides. RefSeq names its product homeobox C12a (gene hoxc12a). Gene Ontology annotation, molecular function: DNA-binding transcription factor activity, RNA polymerase II-specific; sequence-specific double-stranded DNA binding. Lineage: Eukaryota; Metazoa; Chordata; Actinopteri; Cyprinodontiformes; Nothobranchiidae. The record is from RefSeq and is a predicted model, not a curated record. Gene Ontology annotation, biological process: regulation of DNA-templated transcription.